AUGGCAGUUUCGGAGGGGUUCCAAGCCAUGUUGCCACAAGUAAUCACAGAUCUCGAAGAGGACCUCACGUCCAGGAAAACGCCCAAGGAGCAUAUCGAUCGAAUUCUUCACUGCCUACAUACGAAUGUUCAGGGCGGGAAGCUCAAUCGAGGCCUCAUGGUCGUCCAUACCGCCCGUUGCCUGGUCCAGAGGCCCCUCAGCGACGAGGAGUUCCAGCAGCUCAGCAUCCUGGGCUGGCUGACAGAAAUGUUUCAGGCGGUGUACCUGAUCUGGGACGAUAUUAUGGAUAGCUCUCAGUAUCGCAGGGGGCAGCCUUGCUGGUAUCGACAAGAAGGAGUCGGCUUGAUGGCAAUCAACGAUGCGGCACUGAUUCGAUCAUCGAUAUAUAUCAUCUUGCGGAAGAAUUUGCGCAACCACCCUGACUACGGCGAGAUCCUUGAGCUUUUCAGGGAGGCUGCUUUCCGGACGGAACUCGGGCAGUUGUGCGAUAUGAAUGUGAGCAGCGCUGACAACCUCGCCAGAAUGACCCCUGAAGCGUACUACUUCAUUGCGGAAAAUAAGACUGCCUUUUACAGUUUCUUUCUGCCCGUGGCUCUUGCGUUGCGAUAUGUGGGACAGGCUACUGGUGAAAACCUGACCAUCACCCAAGAUAUCCUGUUCGAAGUUGGGAAAUAUUUCCAAAUUCAAGAUGACUACCUUGACGUCUACGGGGAUCCGGCUGUGACCGGGAAAACCGGAACCGACAUCCAGGACAACAAAUGCUCAUGGAUGAUUAUCCAGGCGAUGGAGCACGGGGACCCGGAACAGAAGGCUCUCUUGAGCCUUUCGUACGGCAAGGAGGGCUCGGGCGAGGAGCGCCGAAUCAAAGACCUAUUCCAGGAUAUAGGCAUGGAGGAAAUAUUCAGGGAUUUCGAAGAAGCGAAAAUAGAGACCCUGCGAAGAAGGAUCAGUGAAACUGCGAGAUUAUGGGGCACAACCCAUGGCGGAAGGGAUGACCUGGGUGGAAAUCGCGCGAUUGACCUCUUUGGUCCAUUAAUUCUGGAAGAUCACUCCACUGAGACCAACGCCAAAAGCGGUACUGAGACUGCGCGUCUGGACGGCGAAGAUGGGCGACGGGAACGUUAA
Aspergillus affinis is the source of this 1125-nucleotide messenger RNA. Its product is annotated as FPP/GGPP synthase family protein. Gene Ontology annotation, cellular component: cytoplasm. The record is from RefSeq and is a predicted model, not a curated record. The transcript is spliced from 4 exons. Gene Ontology annotation, biological process: trans, trans-farnesyl diphosphate biosynthetic process. Gene Ontology annotation, molecular function: dimethylallyltranstransferase activity; (2E,6E)-farnesyl diphosphate synthase activity. Bases 1 to 1125 code for a protein of 374 amino acids. Lineage: Eukaryota; Fungi; Ascomycota; Eurotiomycetes; Eurotiales; Aspergillaceae.